AUGGGCGGGGAAGGCGGUGGGGAGGGGGCCGGCAGCGCUGCCUUCCCGGGAUUGGUCCCCGAGCCCCGCCAAGGAGGCGCGCCCUGCGCGGGGUGCGGGGAGCUGCUCGGCGGAAGCGGAAGCGGUGCGCGCCCCGCGUCUCCCCGCGGCCACCUGGGAGCCCCGCGAGUGCACCCCCGCGGUGACCAGGGCGCUCGGCAAGGGCCCCCCCGCGGUCACCCGGGAGCCCCGCGCGCGCACCUACGGACCCCGGACAGUCCCGCGCGCGCACCCCCAAGGCCACCUGGGAGCCCCGCGGGCGGGCGGGCGCACCCCGCCGCGACCUCAGCCCGCAGCGCGCCCCUCCCCUCCCCGCGGGCGCAGAGGCGCAGCCCGGCCCACCCCUCCAGCCGCGCGACUCUGCGCCCUCCCCGGAGAGACAGGGGAAGCUGCGGGCGCGAGCACGGGAACCUGCCCGCCGUUACCUCCGGCCGCCCCCAGGCAGGUGCAGAGGCCGCAGCAGCCGAGCGCGCCCUCCCCGCGCCGCCCAUGCUCUACUGAGGACAAUUGAGAUACGAAGAGCCACGCCGUCGCCAUGUACGGUGCGAUGAGCCUGGACCUGCGAGAGCACCGAGAGCCCCUCCACAGUCAGGGGAACAGAGGGAGCCCCCACCCCGAGCUGCCUGCACCCCCGAGCUGCCUGCACCCCCGAGCUGCGGCCGGAACACUUAACGUGAGACCUGCCCUCCUGACGCGGUUUCAGGUGCACAGCACCGGGCUCUCAACCAGGGCGCUGUGCCGUCAGCAGCUGCGGAGCACCCUCGUCUCCGUAACCGAGACCCCACGCCCGCUGAGCCGCCCCUGCAGCCCCUGCAGCCCCGGCCCGCCUGCUCCUCUGGGUCUGACUAUUCGAAGCUCAGCCCUUGCAGCCUUUGCCCCUCUGCCUGCUCACGUCAGUCGGCGUCAUGUCCUCCAGGUCAGUCCCCGUUGUGACAAGCGACAGGAUUUCCUUCUUUCAGGCUGGCCGUCCUAGCCAGGCGUUUAGAGCACAACACCAGCGUGAGGAGGGGGGCGGUGGCAGGUGUCCCCUCCCCCGGGAGGUGGGGGCUGGAGCAGGGAGGGGGGACACCAGGGCAGCCCAAAGGGACCUGAGUCGGUCGGGCAGAGGUGGGGAGAUUUCAUUCUUUUGCUACCACUGUGUUUGAGGCCUGGGAAGGCGGAUGUCACAGGAAAGUGAAAUACUACCCUGGCUCCAGGCAGUUACAAUCUCAUCGGGUGAUAAGACAAGUUUGGGAGAAGCUCCAGGAUAAAAGCAAACUUGACUCAGGACUUCACAGCCGCUGGGAAAGGCCAGGAGGGUGGCGGAAGGAGACUGUCAAAUACAGUCCCCUCCAGAGAGCGCCAGGGCGCUGGACGCAGACAGUCUUCCGGCCGGGCGGCCCCCUCCUGGCAGCAGCUCCCAGGCUCCCACUAGGAAGCCGUGGACGGGAGGCCAGGGAACAGGGGUCAUGGCAGUCCCUGGGGGCCGGGACACCCGCAGGGGCUCUCCCACCCCUGUCUCUGCCAUUUGUGCCCCUGCACAGGUGAACCCCGUGACAGAGAUCACAGCUUCCGUCUUAGGCUCCCGCGGCCCCUUGGACGGUUGGCGGCUCCAUGUGUGUCUGCUGGUGUCCAUCUUUGUCUGCUGGACCCUGGAGGAGAUGGACACCCACGUCAGACCUCUGUUGGAUUAGUGUCAGGUGGCCAGCCCUUCACCACAUCCUACGGAGAUCAGGGCUGGAAACGUUCCUUCCACCAAAAAUGCACGGAAUAAGCACUGAUGCCGAAAUAGGGCCCCUGGCAAAGGGUCGCAUCCUCUUCCCCCCGCAGGGAGCAGGGCCCCUUUCAGCUCCCUGGGGGUGGGGUGUGCCCAGCACCAGCCCACAGAACAGACUCGCGCGAAGUAGCCCCUCACACCCGAGGUACCUCGGACCUUCUGGGUACCAGCUGCUCUCCGUACACAGUAUCUCUUCCCCAAAUGCGCGGGUGUGUGACUGUCGCCUGCAGCCUUAAUUAUCCCCCCCCCCCACCGGGCUCUCCCUGGCAGUGGACUUGACGUCUGAGUGGAGAGGAAGCGGCUAACAAUAGGGGUCAUCGGUGGGAAUGACAGCGGGUCUUUCCGGGGGCGCCCGCGCUGACGUCUCUGUGCUGUUUAUGCUCCUUCUCCGGGGACUUUGGUCCAAAACAGUAAACAUGGGGAACAUGCCAAUCUGUGAUUAGGAAGCUGGUUUAUUACUUUGUUUAGAAAAUUAGUAGUAACACCUUUAAAUUUGAUUUUAUCGUAUGUUUUCAGAUUCUCCCCACCCAACAAUCCACAAAAUACCCGAAGGUCCAGAGGAGGGGGUCACAGGCACUCAGGCUCUGCAGAGGCUUGGGGGCUGGUACGUGGGCCGUGGGCCUCCUGUCUCUCCCCGGGGACGUGGUCAGUGGAAAAGAUGACGCAGGGGCGCCUUGGCGCUGAGACCUCCAGGAAGGAACCGGGAAGCCGGGCAUGUGUGUGAAUCGCACACAGUGACACCAGCGGUGCCGCAGGGCAGUA
Molecule: messenger RNA, 2557 nt
Organism: Orcinus orca (killer whale)
Lineage: Eukaryota; Metazoa; Chordata; Mammalia; Artiodactyla; Delphinidae
Product: translation initiation factor IF-2-like
Exons: 2
Coding region: 1-540 (179 amino acids)
Source: RefSeq, a predicted model, not a curated record